This is a messenger RNA of Neocloeon triangulifer, 1917 nucleotides long. RefSeq names its product cysteine-rich with EGF-like domain protein 2-B (gene Creld). The coding region runs from base 245 to 1315 and encodes 356 amino acids. The record is from RefSeq and is a predicted model, not a curated record. Gene Ontology annotation, molecular function: calcium ion binding. NCBI's taxonomy places the organism in Eukaryota, Metazoa, Arthropoda, Insecta, Ephemeroptera, Baetidae. The transcript has 3 exons.
AAAUUUUGUCUGAUUAUUUCAAGUUUUUCCUGUAUUAAAUACGAGUUCCUUCAGUAAAAAACUUCUAGAUUUCAAAAUAAAUACCGGUUUUCAUUUUGAACUUUGAACCUUGAACUCAAAAACAACCCUGUCAGCUGGGAAACGGCUACAGGGGGUAUUUUGGUGCUAGUUUCGUUUCGGUACCCGCAGAGCCACUGACAUAAUUUGCAAUAUAAUCGUUCUAAAAUUGUUAUCUGUGCUCAAAAUGAUUAUGAAAUCAGUGACCUUUGCCCUUUGUGUGUUGGCACUUGCGGUGCCGUCGCAUUGCGCCACUAGAAAGGACGAAGAGGCGGCCAGCAAAGCGGCCAAGUUGCCGCCGUGUGAAGCGUGCAGAAUUUACGUGACGGCCUUUCGUAAAAGAUUGGACGGGACGGCCAGAGGAGCCGACGGCAACCUCGACCUGACGGAGGUGCAUCGCAGGACCUGCGAUGGUAUCGGACGCGGCGAGCACCAGUGCAAGGCCAACGCCCUGAAGAACAAGCCGCUCGUGGACGAUUGGUGGUCCUCGGACAGACAGCUCGAUCUCACAGACUGGUUGUGCCAAGAAAAACUGCAGGUUUGCUGUCCCAAAGGUCAUUAUGGCCCUGACUGCACGCCUUGUCCUGAGCACCCCGGCGGCAUCUGCAAUGGAAACGGAAAAUGCAAAGGUGACGGAACUCGCUCCGGAGACGGGUCCUGUGCUUGUGACCGUGGCUACAAAGGAAGUGUGUGUGACUCGUGCAUCGACGGAUAUUACGAAUCGUUCCGAGAUGAUAAAAAUCUUAUCUGCUCACCCUGCUUUAUCGCCUGCAAGGACAAGUGCACCGGACCUGGACCGAAAGGUUGUUUGGAUUGCAAGGAUGGCUGGGACCCUUCGGAGGAACUCGGCUGCCACGACAUCAACGAGUGCGCCGAGUUCACCGGUGCUUGCAGGAAAAGCCAGUUUUGCAUCAACACCGAGGGCGCCUAUUCUUGUCUCGACUGCGACCGUGCUUGUGAAAGCUGCAACGGUGAUGGUCCAGACAUGUGCGACAAAUGCGCCGAGGGUUUUGUGGACAGCCAGGGCGUGUGCGUCGAGGCGCGCCAACAGGAGCAAUCGCAGCAAGCAGCAUUCACACGUUAUGUCACCUACGCCGGUCUGUGCGUCGCCACUUUCAUCAUUUUCAACAAAAACACGUGGAUUGCAAUGAUAGUCGGACUGGCCGUGUCUCUUUACAUCACCAUUGCAGAAAGCAUGUACGGCGAAACCAACUGGGACUUGGGCGCGUUUGCCAGAAUGCUCAAGCUGACCGAGUGAAUUGUGCGGAGAUGACUUGGAAAGUGAGAAAUAGACUUUUUUCUGAUGAUAAGGUUAGCUCUCAUAAUAAUGCAAAUUAGCGCGCUUGAAUAUCAUUAUAUUACUAGAGUGGAUAAUUAUAGAAAUUUUGGCAUUUUUGAUCAUUUUACUGCAACAUGUCAGUCCUGAAAAAUGAAAUCUUUUUUUCACCCUAGACUAUUUAUGGUUCAAAAUUAGAGUAACAAUUUGAAUUUUUAUAUUUCGGUUUCGAUUUCUUGAAAUCAUUAUUGAACUAAAAUUAGAUUAAUGAUACAAAUAUGUAAUACUUUUAUUCCACACAAAAAAUGAGUGCAUUUAACUUUAUUUUUUAAUUUUUUGCUUGAUUGCGUAUGUGCAAACAAUGCAAAGAUUUCAAACCUUAAAGUCAUAAAAUUUUAAAUUGUGUGUCCAUUUUAGAGAGUAUUUAUCUAGUCAGGCAUAGUAUUGAUAAAACUAGUCAAUUUUUGAAUAUUAACUAUCAAAAAUAAAGAGGCAUCUUGCUUCACAUUUGGCGAUUUUUAAAAUACUUUUUCUUCUCUCUCUCUCAGCAUAUUCCCACCAAGAAAAUUCAUUCUUAUUCUGAA